Molecule: messenger RNA, 2006 nt
Organism: Hippocampus zosterae (dwarf seahorse)
Lineage: Eukaryota; Metazoa; Chordata; Actinopteri; Syngnathiformes; Syngnathidae
Gene: dolpp1
Product: dolichyldiphosphatase 1
Exons: 8
Coding region: 57-773 (238 amino acids)
Biological process (GO): lipid biosynthetic process; protein N-linked glycosylation
Cellular component (GO): endoplasmic reticulum membrane; intracellular membrane-bounded organelle
Molecular function (GO): dolichyldiphosphatase activity
Source: RefSeq, a predicted model, not a curated record
UGGUUGGCCUUGCGGGAUGGGCGUGUCAUGAUUCCCGGUGGUUGUGUCCGGGUAAGAUGGCGUUGGAAGAGCAAUGCUCGGCGCCACCUCGGUGGCGAUCCAUAUCGCUAACACACGUUGAGUUCGCAGAGGAUGACCUGACAGGACACCUGCUUGCCUACAUCAGUCUGCUGCCCAUUGCCAUCCUUGUGGGCUUUGUGACGCUCAUCAUGUUUAAACGAGAGCUGCACACGAUUUCCUUCUUCAGCGGGCUCAUCCUCAACGAGGGCGUGAACUGGAUGCUCAAGCACAUAAUUAGAGAGCCGCGGCCCUGUGCAGGGGCUCACUCCAACCUGAACACCGACUACGGAAUGCCGUCCAGUCAUUCCCAGCUCAUCUGGUUCUUUGUCGUUUACUUCUUUCUUUUUCUUUAUUUAAGAAUGCAUCAGACCAACAACGCUCGUUGUGUGGACCUUCUGUGGAGACAUGUCCUGUCCAUCGUCCUCCUGGGCGUGGCCCUCGCCGUCUCCUACAGCAGGGUGUACCUGCUGUACCACACGUGGAAGCAGGUGUUUUACGGUGGCGUGGCAGGCAGCGCCAUCGGCGUGGUCUGGUUCUUCAUCACGCAGGAGCUGCUCACCCCGUUGUUCCCCAAAAUAGCAGCAUGGCCUGUGUCAGAAUACUUACUGGUGCGCGACACCAGCCUGAUUCCCAACAUCUUGUGGUUCGAGUAUACUGUGACGCGCUCGGAGGCCAGGAACAGACAACGAAAGCUCGGAACAAAACUCCAGUGAAAUCCCUCACACGUAUUUUACAGAAAAACACUGGAGGACAUCUGGACUCGGGUUGCCGGGUAGAAAAAAAAAGGCGGGGUGGCGGUGAGCUUGUACACACGCCCUGCUUGUCAACACACACACGCACACGCACACGCACACGCACACACACACACACACACACACACACUUCGUCCUAUGUACAGCUCCUCCGUGCAUGUCACACCGUGCAAGAGGCCAGGUAUUUAAACGAUAGAUGAAAUACUUGAACUUAAACGCACGUUGAUGGGCCACCGUUCUCCCAGGAGCUGAAAUGGAGGUUUUCCUCCACAACAAUUUGUUACACUGUCAUUGCAGCAUGAUCCCCCCCCCCCCUUCUCCAUAUUCUGACAUGGGGGCUGACUUUUUUCUUAACCUUGAAGACAUUUUUUGAUUUAUCAUGAGGAAAGAAAUGCACAUUGGUAAAAAAACUAAAAGGAAGCAACUAAUUAAUGAUCAUUGGGUUAAAGGUUAAGACAUCCGCAGGCCUUUUCAUCCGUUUUCUCAGUCGCAUCUAUGAUUGUCAUUGUUGCACAACUACAGCGGUGUGUGCUCAGUUUGCGACUGAGUUUUGUGCCUGCCCGCAGUGGUGGCGUAAACUCAAGUUGUACGUUAAGAAAGAACAGGUUACGUGAAGUUAAGCGGAUGCAAAAAUCGUUAUUACAGUGCGUUCAAUUAAAUUCCUGUUCAUUCCCUAUUAUUGUCAAAUUUCCAAUCUGUGCAGUUCAAUAAGAACAUUUGUGUGUAAAUCCACGUUUACGAAAAAUUAUUGGUCAUUUUUGGACCAGUUUUUUUUUUUUUUUUUUGGUUUUUUAUGCCUCAUUCAUGUCGUAGCACCGUGGGAGAAGAACCCUUGGCACUUUUUUUAAAUAAAUCAAACAUUUUUUAAAUUAUCAUUUCAUUGUUCAAAUUUGAAUUUUGGUUUUUGUUUUCUUACAAUUCGAGACAACAUUCCAUGUCUUUUUCAGGAGUGCAUGAAUCAUGACUGCAGGAGAACGUUUCCUUGUUUUUAUAAUUUUUGAAGGAAGGGAAAAUAUGAAUACAAAUCCAUAAAGAAGGUUGGUCGUAGCAUGUGAUGAUGUGGAAUUCCCUGGAAAUUCAUGACCACUGGCGAUUAAAGUGUCAUAUCAUGAGAAUCAAAAAGGGAAGUCGAAUUAUCUAUUUUUUUUUCUUGUGUAUUCUAUAUCAGGCUGAAUAAACGUGUUUACGUAAAAA